GUUUCGAGACCUGCGAGCUGAAAGACCAGGCAUGAGUCCAAGGAUGGGUAAAAAAGUACUAUACCUGUGGAUAUAAAGGUUUCGAUUACGGAUGGAUUGUAUUGGUUUAUUGUCUUGCUGGACUGCUGGCCAUGCACGGGAGAGAUCUAUUUGCGCACACGCCGCAAUUAUUGGGCAUUGAGUGGAGUGGUCAUGGAGAGACAGUGAGCUCUCUCUGAGUCAUUGUUGGAUGUCCGGAAUAGCUUUUGGAUCGAAAUCAUGCGAUGUUUUGGGGUCUAUGAAAAUAUCUCCUGAAAUGGAAAUGAAUAUACAAAUAUAGAUGUCAAUUCUGUAACCCGGAGCCUGGAAUAUUACGCACAUUUCCCUCAUGGCUUUACCAAACUCCUCGGGCUCAUCUGGAGCUGACAAGCCCAACCCCAGUCUCAUCGAUCUGGGUACAUUCUUCGUGGACUCUGAUAUCAUAUUUGGAUUUACCAGUCAUCUUCUGAGGAGAAAAGCAAAGGUGGAAGGUUGUCCCAGCGGAGAGUCGCCGUUCCCUCUUGAUCUGAAUUCCAGGAAAAUACUUCACUCAUCGGAGUACGCGCGGUGUAACAGCCGGCCACCACCCGAGGGCGCUGGGUCGGUGACCGUCUCCGAGUCGGAGAGAAGGGACGGAAAAGGAAGCUUUUGCCAACAAUGUCAAAUGAAUGUGACUGAGCUGAAGAGGCAAGCGCUGGCCUUGGCAGAUCCAAGUUCACUAAAGGAUCCUGGCUACGCAGCCUUCCUAUUCGACCAGCUCCAAGUGCCUGGAAGCCAUGAUGGCUGCUGUCAGGUGUGUUCUACACCCCUUCACCAGCUGAGGCAGGAGGCCCUGCAGACAGUAGCCCUGACCCUGAGCCACGACAUGCCCGCUCUGCCCUCCUCCACCCUCUCUGGGCAGCCCCAUAAACUGACACGCUCCUCCUCCAGUGCCCAUGUGAGGCAGCCCUCCAAAGCCCACGCCCAUGCCCACACCAUCCUGCCCCUGGGGGAGAGUUGGCACAGGGGGCAGGGCUGUCCUCAGGGCUCGUCUGUCUCUGCUGGGCCCAAGACCAGUGUCCAGGUGACGGUGGGGGGAGGGCAGCUGACUGGGACCCUGGGAUCGGUCACCAUCCAGGCCCAGCAGUACCUGGAGGGCAUGUGGAGCAUCUCCAGAGUCAACAACUUCCUCCCUCAGCCCAGCCCAGCACAAGGUCUGAUGGGGGAGGCAGAGAGGGACAUCCCUGUCCCUACCUCGGAGGCCCCUGUCCCCAGCUCCAGCUGUAGCCUGACACCCAGCCGACAGAGGAGCCCCGUCCAGCUGGGACAGUGUGACGUCGCCCCCCCUGCCCCUGGCCCCACCUCCACACCCACACCCACCUCCACUCAGAGUGCAUCUGCUGCAGCCUCCUUCUUCAUCAGGGCAGCUCAGAAGCUGAACCUCUCGUCCAAGCGGAAGAAGCACCAGCCUCCCUCCCUGCUGCACUCUGGAGCCCAGGAGCCCUCCAUCUACCCCACCAACUUCAGCGGCAUCCUGCAGCUCUCGCCACCCCCCGCCCCUCCAUGCCUGCUCCGCGCCGUCUCAAAGGUCAAGGAGAACCCCGGGAUGGGAAAGGUAAAAGUGAUGAUGCGUAUCUGCCCCUCCCUGGAGGCUCCUGAUUCAUCAGAGUCCAUGUCCUUCCUGAAGGUGGACCCCAGGAAGAAGCAGCUGACCCUUUACGACCCCUCGGUCAUCGACCGCGCCAACUCAGGGCACAGGAGGGCCACAGUGGCAGUCCCAAAGAUCUUCGCCUUCGACGCAGUGUUUACCCAGGAUGCCUCUCAAGCAGAGGUGUGCUCAGGGACAGUGUCUGAGGUCAUCCAGUCUGUGGUGAACGGUGCGGACGGUUGCAUCUUCUGCUUCGGGCAUGUCAAGCUCGGCAAGACAUUCACCAUGAUUGGCAAAGACGGCUCCACCCAGAACCUCGGCAUCGUGCCCUGCGCCAUCUCCUGGCUCUUCAAACUCAUCAACGAGCGCAAAGAGAAGACGGGCACGCGCUUCUCUGUCCGUGUGUCUGCCGUGGAGAUCUGUGGGAAGGACGAGGCGCUGAAGGACCUCCUGUCUGAGGUGUCAACAGGAAGCGUGCAGGACGGACAGUCCCCAGGGGUCUACCUGCGUGAGGACCCCAUCUGUGGCACUCAGCUCCAGAACCAGAGCGAGCUCCGCGCUCCCACGGCAGAGAAGGCAGCCUUCUUCCUGGACGCGGCCAUCGCAGCACGCAGCACCAGCAGGCCCGACUCAGAUGAGGAAGAGAGACGCAACUCUCACAUGCUGUUCACGCUGCAUAUCUACCAGUACCGCAUGGAGAAGAGUGGCAAGGGAGGCAUGUCAGGCGGACGGAGCAGGCUGCACCUCAUAGACCUGGGGAGCUGUGAGAAGGUCCUUAGUAAGAGCCGAGACGGAGGGGGAGGCCUGUGUCUGUCUCUCACCGCGCUGGGAAACGUUAUCAUGGCUUUAGCCAAUGGAGCCAAGCACGUACCUUACAGGGACAGCAAACUGACGAUGCUGCUGAGAGAGUCGCUGGGGAACAUUAACUGUAGAACUACAAUGAUCGCCCACAUCUCUGACUCCCCUGCCAACUACACUGACUCCCUCACAACCAUCCAGCUGGCCUCACGCAUCCACCGCAUGAGGAAGAAGAAGUCCAAGUAUGCAUCCAGUUCCUCUGGUGGGGAGAGCUCCUGUGAGGAGGGGAGGAUCCGUCGGCCACCCCACCUCAGACCCUUCCACCCCCGGACGGUGGCCCUGGACCCGGACCUGCCCUCCCUGCUCAGCGACCCAGACUACUCCUCCAGCAGCGAACAGUCCUGUGACACCGUCAUCUAUGUGGGGCCGGGGGGCGCUGCCAUCUCUGACCGGGAACUGAGUGACAACGAGGGCCCACCCACCUUCGUUCCCAUCAUCCCCUCCCUGAACAGGAAGCGGUCUGGGAAGGAGGGCCCCCUGGACAGGGAUCACUUCUUCAAGUGCAACACGUUUGCUGAGCUGCAGGAGCGCCUGGAGUGUAUCGACGGCAGCGAGGAGCCUACAGCGUUUGUUGGAGAGGGCAUGGGAAGUCAGGCCAGCCCCAAGAUGGACAGCAAAGCAAAGGAAAGCCCUGGCUCUGUUUCCCCAAAGACUGUAACUAAAGCCUCCUCCUCCCAGGAGAGCAUAUCUCCCAAACUGGCUCCUAAAUCUGUAGCCACUCCAUCCGUCAGCCCCUCUAAGUCUAAACUGGAACAUUCCAGAGGGGUGUCACAGAGCAUAUGUAGAACAAGUGCUGAUGGUGAGAAGGUGAUGACGUCAGAGAGCAGAGCAAGCCCAAUCAAACAGGAAGUGGCCACGAUGCCAGCCUCUGAGCCAGUAGUCCGGGAGAAGGUCUACUUCAACAAGAAGCCCUUACCCAAGCCUGCUCCCCCUCCCCCACAGCAGAGAGACUCACGCAGGGGCAACAGAGCGGCAGAGGAGAGGUCCCCCACUAGAAUGCCCCCCGUGGGAAUGAGCCAUCAGGUUGGAAAACGGGGGGAAUCAGGAGACUCCCAUUUCCUUGAUAGGGCCCAGACCAGGGGACCAGUAGAGGUUUGCCAGCUGCGCUCCACCCUGAGAGAGAGGUGCCUGGACAGGGACAUUCUCCGGGCUACGGUCACCCUGCAGCAGCCUGUGGAGCUGAACGGAGAGGAUGAGCUGGUGUUCACCGUGGUGGAGGAGCUUUCCAUCGGCAGCAUCAUAGACAACGGGCGGCCCUCCAGCAUCAUCAGCUUCAACAGCGACUGCUCCCUGCAGGCCCUGGCCUCCGGCUCACGGCCCGUCAGUAUUAUCAGCAGCAUCAACGACGAGUUUGACGCCUACACAUCUGCUGUGGGGGGUGCAGAGGUCAACAUCGAGGUGCUCACCCCCUUACAGCAUGACACAUUUGUGUGUGUGGGCAGCAGGGGCUCGUCCAUCAGCUCCUGGCUCAGCGAGGUCAGCGUCUGUACUCUGGAGAGUGAAGGGGUACACUCUGCAGAUGUUUUCCUCCCACAGACUAAGCACAUCGGCCCAGAAGGCACCUUCUACCUGGAUUCCCUGGAUAUGUUCCACUGUGAAUCAUCCCGAAGGGAUGCCAAGAACUCCCUGAACGACAGCGGCUUUAGUUUUUCUGAACUGGACAGUGACAGCGCAGCAUCUAGCAAACUGUCCCUGACAAAGUGUCCUCCGUCUCCCGAGUCAACCAAAGGAUCCCUCAGAUUCCCAUCAAAAACAGCUAAAGUUAACUCUCUCAGCUCUUCCUCCCAACCCUCCCAGGGCCCUUACAUAGUCCACUCCAGUCUUCCCAAGAAAGUGAAACCUACCUCAUCAAUCGCCUAUAGUAGCAGCAGCAGUCGUGAACCACAGAGACAGGAAGUCAAGCAGGAGAACCCCUGGCAGCGCAUCGACAACCACUCUGAACCUCAGCUUCCAGACUCCAGCGCCACCAGCAAGCUCCCCAGAACCCCAGUGAGUGGCAUUCCCUGCCGCAAAGCUGGUGUUGUCAACAGCAAUGGUGUACCUCGCCCACCCAAGGUGCAGGGUUCUACCUCAGCCCAGAGGGUGGUGGAUGGCUGUGAGAAGUCCACCAGUAAGAAAGCGGAGCCCCCCAGCAAGAUGCCUCAGCUAAGACGAGGGGCCACCACCCUGGGCACUGUGCCUGUCAUCCACGUCUCCCCAGAGACCAAGGCCACAACCAAGGACAUCACCACCACAACCAACAUUCUCAAGUUCUCCUCUCUGGGAAAGAAUGGCAAGGCAAAUGGGCAGCAAGCCAGCAUGCUCCCCAAACCUGGUGGUACCUCACCUCCUCCACCUCCGGUGCGCAAGUCCAGUCUGGAUCAGAAGAACAGGCCUCUGCUGCCCCAAAGUGCCUUAAAGUUUGCGUACGGGGAAGCAGGGAGGCCCAAACUCACCAGGGGGGCGGUGUCAGAGGAUGAACUAGAGGUCCGCUGCAGAGGAGACUCCAACAGUCUCAAAACCUCCAGCCUCAGGGGUGACUACACCUCGGCCAAAGCCACUUCCAGUCUGAGGGCCAGAGGGGAUGCUGGUCGGCAGCAUUACGGCAGUCAGAUGUCUCUGGAAAGGUGUGACAGCAUGUCCAUGGUGGGCUCCAAGCCCACUCUCAGUCGAGAAAACAGUGGAGCCAGCCUGGGCUGCAGCAAGUCCAGCAGGUCCAUUCCCAGAUUCGGUGUACCAAACUCAACCAACUCUCCCGUUGCUACCUCCCCACCUUCCCCCUGUGGUGCUAUAGGUGCUCUAGGUAAACCUGGGCAGGUCAAAGGUAGUGUUAACCCCAGAUCGCUAGGAGCGGUCAAUGGAAGUAAGGCCCGUUCGUUGUCAGCGAGCAACUCUAAGGGCCUGAGCUCCUCCACCAAGUCCCUGGCAGCUCCAGCCACCAGGAACCCCAACGCCAACCUUCCCCCGACUGGCAAGACCUCCGCCCCGCGAGCCACGGCAGCUGUCAGCAGCAAGCCUGGCCGGGGGACCAUCAUGGGCACCAAGCAUGCUAUGCGGGCAGCCAACAGCCGGGUCAGUGAGCUGGCAUCAGGCAGCACAUCAGGCAAACACCUGAGGGGCUCAGGGGACUCUGACAGUGGUAAUGACAGUGGUGUGAACCUGAGUGAUGACAAGUCCCUCGUGGUCAUGCUGCCCUCCCCUUACAGUAAGAUCACAGCCCCCAGAAGGCCGCAGCGCUACAGCAGUGGCCAUGGCAGUGACAACAGCAGUGUUCUGAGUGGAGAGCUGCCCCCAGCCAUGGGCCGCACAGCCCUCUUCUACCACAGCGGGGGCAGCAGUGGUUAUGAGAGCAUGAUCCGGGACAGCGAGGCCACAGGCAGCGCCUCCUCUGCACACGACUCCAUGAGUGAGAGUGGAAUGUCCUCCUCAGGCCGCCCCAGGACAUCCAAAUCCCCCAAGAAACGCAAUGGGCUACAGCGGCGACGGCUCAUCCCGGCCCCCCUGCCAGACACCUCGUCACUGGGGAAGAAGGCUGGCACAGCUGGCCAAUGGGUGGACCUGCCGCCCAUGUCAGGACCACUGAAGGAACCCUUCGAGAUCAAGGUGUACGAGAUCGACGAUGUGGAACGGCUCCAGAGGCGACGACAGGAGGACUCAGCUGAGCAGCCAUUCCAGGAUGUUGAGAAGGGCCUGCUGUACUUCAACAGUAAGCUGAAGGUUCUGGAGCGGCGGCAGCAGCAGAUCAGGGAGCUGAAGGUCAAACAUGAGGCACUUAAGGAAGAGCUAGAGGACACCAAGACCCGGCUGAUGAUGGACCCUUGCAAGUGGAUAGGAGAGUUUGAGGUGGACCAGGAUUUGGACAAGGAGUCCCAGGAGUACCUGCAGGCCCUGGGUCAGGUCACAGAGGAGCUGGAGUUCUGUGUCAACCUAUGCAAGUCACGUGUCAUGAUGGUGACCUGCUUCGACAUCAGUGUUGCAUCACCGGCUGACACUCAAGAGGGACUGCGAGAAGUGGAAGUCUGAGAAUGAGCAAAAGAAGAGAUGGAGAAUCGAGGAAGUGAGAAAGGAAGAAUGAUGAAAUGUAGCAGCCAGUUCAUAGUUAUUGCUGGAAUGAAGUGACAAGAAAAACAAAAAAGACAAAAGAUGAGACAAACGGGACGGGUGUCUUUGCAUGGAGACAGGAGAUCUGAGCCGACUUAUCUGCAGUGCCUCGUUCUGGACAUGUUCAUGUUGGAAUGGGAGAUAAAUGUGUACACAGACACAACUGUUACUGUGUUCAAGCAUGAUGAGAGAGAGGCCAUCAUUUACCCAAGAGUCAUUCAACGACACCCAGAAGUGCCUUUUUCACUCGACUUAUUUUGAGUCAUUAUUUUUUGUAUGGCGCUAGUAUCAUAACCAGCAUACCUAAGCAAACCCUGAACAUAUUCCUUUUAAGAAAUAAUUAUUUUAUAUUGCAUUGUAUAGUGUAUUUAUAUGAUUAUGCUAUGUGUAAAAUAUAAUUUGUAGGUUAAAAAAGAAAAAGAAGAAGAGCAAUAAGCUAAUGUUAUUGCGUUCCCAAACCUUGCCUUUUCUCAUGUUUCAAACCAACCUCAGUCAGCAUUUUGCCCAUGUUUAUCCAGCCUCUUGCGCCUUAUGUUAUCUUUCUGGUUCAGUAGUCUACCUUUUAAAACAGGUCUAUGUUAUCUUGUCAAUGACUCAAUUUGCUGUUAUAGGCCUGAUUACGCCCCAGUGGAGGUGCUGAGAUGGGUGAUGGUGGAGGUGUAGAGAGGGGGAGAGGAAAGUAUGUGGUAUGUGGGGCUGAGCUGUGUUUGCCCUUGUUUAUUUAAUUGGAGAUGUGGCAACAGCAGAACACAUCAAUCAGAGGGGCCACCAUACAGGGCCUGCUUCCAACAGGCUGUGUGUACGCUAUGAUUCAUGGGUGUGACAGUUGGCUCUCCCCAUUGCUCUGUGCUAGGGGUGUCCAGAGUCACCCUGACAGACCUCCCUCACCCUCCCUGUGCCACCAGAGCGAUGGGGAAAGCAUGCUGAUUAUUAUUCCCAGGCACAGAGGUGCUCGUCAGUGUGCCCAUUUUAUCCAUAGAUGGGCCUCGACUGGGUUCAACUGACACAAACAAAAUGGCAUAGAUGAGAUGCCACAAGCAAGGGUCAUUCUACGGCCAUUUUGUGGUGUGCUCUUUUAAGUGGUGCCAUGCCUUGGUUCUAUGCAUUCCAACAUACUCACUUCCACUAUGAGAAGAACCUCCAUAAAGCACUAAGAUCAACAGCACAGACAGUUUGCAAUGACUCAGAACCCUCUCUGAGUUAUGCUUCAAAGCUACACAUAUACAUCCUUCUACUUUCUUUAAUAAUUUAACCGGAUGUCUCAAUCAAAGACUAGGAUAGGCUCCAAGAGGACAUUGUCCUAAAUAAAGGCCAUGAAAAAUUACAGUUUCCUGUGUAUACAUGCAGUGAAGCAAUUGCAGUCUUCAGAUUUAGAUGUUGUUUGGCAAAUACAAUCAAUCAACUUGCUGUAUGUAGCUGCCAGAAUCUUAAUGUCUGAAUAACUUCUCUGAAAACGGUGUGGACAAAGAAGAUUAACUGGUUUUGGUUAUCUAGAGUAAGAAACUGGCUUUGGUUGUAUUUUGAUGUGUUUGAUUUAUAUAACUAAAUAUUCAUUUGUUUUCUUUCCUCUUACAAAGUUAUACCCUCAGGCCCUUUCUGAAGAUGCUGCAUGAGAUUUUGUAUUCAUUUGUAAGAAUGAUUUCUAUUCCAUUUUUACCAUUUUGAUUUUUAUAAUAUCUUUGGCUCUCCCUCAUGUCGGGUUAGUUUCAUGAGUUAAAUGACUAUUACCAAACUGAAUUAAUUUUUCAAGAAAGUUGAUGUAUGUCAUAUUUCAUAUCAAAACCCAUAUUUUCUAAUGUCCUUGGUUUUGUAUAGGUUUUUCUGACCCUGUGUACAAAUGUAUGAUAUGGCAGCUCGUGUUGAGUUUUAUCUGUGAAUAAAAUGUUUCUUCUUA
Messenger RNA from Coregonus clupeaformis (lake whitefish), 8477 nucleotides. It is a transcript of the gene kif26ab, whose product is annotated as kinesin family member 26Ab. NCBI's taxonomy places the organism in Eukaryota, Metazoa, Chordata, Actinopteri, Salmoniformes, Salmonidae. Bases 368 to 6505 code for a protein of 2045 amino acids. Gene Ontology annotation, molecular function: ATP binding; microtubule motor activity; microtubule binding. The record is from RefSeq and is a predicted model, not a curated record. Gene Ontology annotation, biological process: microtubule-based movement. The transcript has 16 exons.